UUAGCCAGCUCGAUAUGAUGUAUCAAACAUCAUACCUGAGUAAUUCCCUGUUGAUUUGUCAAAUCUGUGUGUGCUACAUGAUCGUCGCUUCGUCGUACAUCACGGCAGUGAUCAACAUGAACGAAAUAGAACACGUGCUCAACACAUUUAUCAAACUGUACCGCGCAUUAGUCGACGAACCGUGUCUCCUCGACAGACGACUGUUGAAGAUGUUUCUGCACAAAAUUAUCAUCGUUGAUUUGGUUCUUUUCGCGGCAACAUUCAGCAUGUUCUUGCCGGAAACGAGAAAUAUGCCGUUCCCAAUGGUUGUGGCCUGGCUCCUGAACGGUGCUUACACAAUUCCGUUGAUGAUAGUUUGCAACACGUUCCAAGGCAUGGCCCUUGUAGCUUCAACGCUCUACCGGAACGUGAAUCGUCGUGUUACCAAAGUUAAUGAACGGUUGAGUCAACUUGAUGUGAACCACUCGCACUGGAAGCAAAAUCAGGACGAGAAGACAAAGAUAUGUAAAACACUGGACAAGGAAAUAAACAGUCUAUGUCAGUGGCAUCGUACGAUCAAUGAAACAGUUCAACGACUGACAGAUGUACUCGCUGGACCGAUGAUAUUUAUCAUGUUGUUUCAAUUUAUUGUUUCAAUUGCAGAGAUAUAUUACAACUAUAUCAUGCUGAUAGAAGCUGUUCAAUUUCAUCAAGAACCAGCAUACUUUGAAUUGGCAGGUGCUAUAUUUUUUAUUCUACUAUGCACAACUCAGGUUUACUACACGGUAGCUUUCUGUGCUCAGAUGGCGAAAAGGGCGGAAAAAACUGGCGUGUUGUUAAAUGAAUUCUUUCAAUCGGAUAUCGAUGAGCGUGUUGAAUUGAGCAUCGAAUUAUUUUCUCUAGAGAUGUUGCAUCAUAACUAUAAGAUAGAAGUUUAUGGCCUCUGCACUAUUGAUUUCACGCUUAUUUACUCGAUUGUUGCCACAAUGACAACUUAUCUCAUCGUGCUGAUACAAUUUGAAUUGGCAGAUUACUAAGAGUAUCAGUUUACAAAUUGAUAGCUGGAAGCAGAAUUUCAUCGUUGACUAUUUUGCGCAUUCAAAAUAUACCAGGCUUCAUUUGAAAAAUACUGAGAUUUUUUUUGUUUUAAUAUUAGGCUGUCAUAAAA
Messenger RNA from Toxorhynchites rutilus septentrionalis, 1147 nucleotides. Its product is annotated as putative gustatory receptor 28b. Lineage: Eukaryota; Metazoa; Arthropoda; Insecta; Diptera; Culicidae. Gene Ontology annotation, cellular component: dendrite; membrane; neuronal cell body. Gene Ontology annotation, biological process: sensory perception of taste. The transcript has 5 exons. The record is from RefSeq and is a predicted model, not a curated record. Bases 15 to 1016 code for a protein of 333 amino acids.